CUUUGUAACAAUAAUGUAUCUCCUUGCUAUGUGGUGUGAUUUUUACACCAUAUCUGUUGCUUGUGACGUCACCAUAACAGUUAAAUAUGCACUAAUAUCUAUAGCUGUAUGCACGGUAAUAUCGGGCUUCGAAUCGCGCAUAUGAAACACCUGCAUUGCUACUUUUUGGCGAUAUUACUGUGCUUGCCUACGACAUGCCAGGAGUGCUUACGCGGGGUGUUCGAGUGUGUGGCAGUGUAACAGCCUAUACCCAGCCAGGCCCCUCCUCCCUGUGGCCUGGCCCCUACGUGAUCAGGCGGAAGUGUGCUCUCUCCUUUCGGGAUUAAAGGGAAUUUGAAUCAAUUUCAUCAACACGCGUCUUCUCGAACAGUACACAACACAUGCAUAGCGCUGUGUGCGCGAGAAGAAAGGCGCUAAUCAAACAAUUUCCUGGGUUGGUCUGCGGCGUUAGCGCGAGACGAAGGCUCGGUUCGUGCCUUUUUCCCUCGGAGGUUCCAGAAAAGCCGAGGCUAUGGAAAAACACGGUGCAUUCUUCUAAAGAAAGGCUGCUUUGGAGAGGUACAUGUAUACCUCGAACAGAUUCGAUGGUGGGACUUUUCAGGGGAACAUUUAAAAGAAGAGCAGAAUAUAUCCGCGGGUAUCUGGCACUGUGUGCGGAGUCGCAUUGCUUCUGAUCAAAUGCUUUGAUGAAUUAUUUAAUUGCUUCUGGGUCGACUUAACUGCUGUCGAUUGACUGGUUUGACGUUGCGGAAGGGGAUUCGAUGGUGGACUAGAAAGGAAAAACAAUAUUUUGCGCGAGGAAAAGCAAGAUAAAUUAAUGUUUUGAUUCAAGAAAUUCAUACCUCAUUGAACCCCGUAGUCAUGCGGUGGUGGGGGAGGAGGAUCGGAGUAGCAACCACACAGCGGAAUUUAUGUUUCACAAGAAUGUUGCUGCUGCAUCUGGCAGAGUUAUAAAAUGCCUCUAUAAUGACUACAGAUCUUUAAUUUUUAAACGAACGGUAAAACUUUGCACUAUUUGGCAGGGAUGAAAGGCAAUUAACAAAGUAAUACUAGUUGAGCCAAUUCGAUUGCGCAGGCAAAUUGAGAAGGCUGAACCAGAAAUGUUUUGAAUUUUAGAAAUUGCGCGUAGAUUUGCCUUGAAUACCGUUUAGUUAAAAGUUUGCAUGCAGUAAUAGACAAUUUGGACGUCAUCGGUAUGUCAGUACACGUUACUUUAUGUCUGGUCCAAGCAAUUUCUCUCCAAAAAGUAACAUUCUGAAUGUUGAUUUUUAAUAAAUUAAAUUAAGAAAACUUAAAACCUCUUUCAAAUCUGACCUCAACAACUAGUGUUUUGCUACAGUUCUCAACUGGAAAGCAGUUUAGCCUUAAAAAGGCAAAUGUGUGCUUCUGUGCAGCAUAUGUUUUAAGUUGAGCCUGCUUUCCAUUAGUUGUAUUGCAAAUGGCUUCAUUCCCCGAGUCCGAUCUACAGACAUGUCCACUUUGCAAGGAACUGUGCGGGUCUUCUGCUCCGAUCUCCUCCAACUCGUCUACCUCCUCAUCCUCGUCUCAGACCUCCAGCUCCUCUACCUCAUCCGCCCGAAGGCUCCAUGUUCUGCCCUGCCUUCAUGCCUUCUGCAGGCAGUGCUUGGAGGGGCAGCGUAACCCGGGGGACCCCUCCAAGCUACGGUGCCCGACCUGCGACCAAAAAGUCUCAAUCUCCGAGUCUGGGGUGGACUCUCUGCCGUCGUCCAAUUUCCUCUUCAGCAAUCUGUUGGACGUGGUGGUGUCGUCCGAAGAGCAGAACAAGAACGGCUGCAGGAGCGGCGGCGGCGGCUACCACCACCCCCACCAGGGCCUGCACCGGCUGCACCGGCUCGGGGACCCCCACUGCAGCUCCUGCGACGAAGGAAACCCAGCUACCUCCCACUGCCUGGACUGCCAGGAGUACCUCUGCGACAACUGCGUCCGUGCCCACCAGCGAGUCCGCCUGACCAAAGACCACUUCAUCGAGAGGCUGAUGGAGACCCUGCACCUGGCCAGUCGCACCAGCAACUCCAGUACCCCCGUCACGCUGUCCCAGUCCUUCCAUUCAAACUACCCGCUGCUGCCCAUCUUUCAGGACCGGAUGAGCUUCUGCCAGCACCAUGACAACGAGGUGUUCCGUUUCUUCUGUGACACGUGCUCCGUGCCCAUCUGCAGGGAGUGCAGCGUGGGCCGCCACAUGGGCCACAGCUUCAUCUACCUCCAGGACGCGGUCCAGGACUCCCGGGCCAUCACCAUCCAGCUGCUGGCCGACGCACAGCAGGGCAGGCAGGCCGUGCAGCUGAGCAUGGAGAAGGUGCAGGCCAUCGCCGAGCAGGUGGAGAUCAAAGCGCAGGCGGUGCAGACGGAGGUGAAGGCCGUGGCACUGAGGCACAAGAAGGCCCUGGAGGAGCGCGAGUGUGAGCUACUGUGGAAGGUGGAGAAGAUCCGGCAGGUGAAGGCCAACUCCCUCUACCUGCAGGUGGAGAAGCUCCAUCAGAACCUGAGCAAGCUGGACAGCACCAUCGCGGCUGUGCAGCAGGUCCUGGAGGAAGGUCGCAACAUGGACAUCCUGCUGGCCCGCGAGCGCAUGCUGGCCCAGAUCCAGGAGCUGAAGGGCCUGCGGGGCUUGCUGCAGCCCCAGGAGGACGACCGCAUAAUGUUCACGCCCCCGGACCAGGCACUCUUUAUUGCCAUCAAGUCCAUGGGCCUGAUCAGCAGCGGCGCCUUUGCCCCCGUCACCAAGGCCACCGGCGAAGGCCUGAAGGGGGCGCUGAAGGGCAAGGUGGCCUCCUUCACCGUGGUGGGUUACGACCACGACGGCGAGCCCCGGCUGUCCGGCGGCGACGGCAUCUCGGCAGUGGUGAUGGACGCCGAUGGCAACCUGUCGGCGGCCGACGUGUCGGACCACCAGAACGGCACGUACACAGUGAGCUACUUGCCGAAGACAGAGGGUGAGCACCUCCUCUCCGUGUUCAUCUGCAACCAGCACAUCGAGGGCAGUCCCUUCAAAGUGCUCGUCAAGUCGGGCCGCAACUACGGGGGCGUGGGGGUGCCCAUGGCCUCCUUCGGUGGGGAGGGUGAAGGGGACGGCCAGCUGUGCCGGCCCUGGGGCAUCUGCGUCGACAAGGAGGGCUACGUGGUCGUGGCCGACCGCAGCAACAACCGCGUGCAGAUCUUCAAGCCCUGUGGAACCUUCCACCACAAGUUUGGCACCCUGGGUUCCCGCUCUGGGCAGUUUGACCGUCCUGCCGGCGUGGCCUGCGACUCCCAGAGGAGGAUCAUCGUGGCCGACAAGGACAAUCACCGUAUCCAAAUCUUCACCUUCGAGGGCCAGUUCCUUCUGAAGUUCGGGGAGAAGGGAAGCAAGAACGGACAGUUCAACUACCCCUGGGACGUGGCCGUCAACUCGGAGGGGAAGAUCCUGGUCUCUGAUACCCGCAACCACCGCAUCCAGCUCUUCGGGCCGGACGGGGCAUUCCUGAACAAGUAUGGCUUCGAGGGGGCCCUCUGGAAGCAUUUUGACUCUCCCAGGGGCGUGGCUUUCAAUCACGAGGGACACCUGGUGGUGACGGACUUCAACAAUCAUCGGCUGCUGGUGAUUCGGCCGGACUGCCAGUCGGCCCGCUUUCUGGGCUCCGAGGGCACGGGCAACGGGCAGUUCCUUCGCCCGCAGGGGGUCGCCGUCGACCAGGAGAACCGCAUCAUUGUGGCAGACUCCCGCAACCAUCGGGUCCAGGUGUUCGAGCCUAAUGGCAACUUCUUAUGCAAGUUUGGCACUCAGGGUAAUGGCUUCGGGCAGAUGGAUCGCCCAUCCGGCAUAGCCAUUACACCUGAUGGUGUAAUUGUUGUUGUUGACUUUGGAAACAACCGAAUCCUCAAGUUCUGAAAGGCUCUCUCAGUUUGUAAUUAAAAUGAUGGAGGAGAUGAUUAAAUCAAUACAAGAAAUUUUAAGGUACCCAUUAAGAACAGUCUGUCUAGAUGAGGGAAUCGAUGAUCGCCAACUACCAAGGAAAGUCCCCCCCCCCCCCCACUCCCUUCCAUUUUGGGUGUCCCAGAGCUGAUUUGUUUGGUAUACUGUAUGUGCUGUAGGGAGUACUAGAAGGUUAAUAUAGUCAUUUAAGCAGUAUACAUCCAUUAGAAAACCAUCUGGUCACAUAUGGUUGUCGCUUGUCCCGCUAGUAAACAAGGCUGGCCUUAAUACGUAUCUUAAUAUCUCCUUCACUGACCAUCUCAGGGAAAUUCUCGCAUUCUUGAAAUAU
Anguilla anguilla (European eel) is the source of this 4262-nucleotide messenger RNA. RefSeq names its product E3 ubiquitin-protein ligase TRIM71-like. The coding region runs from base 1439 to 3889 and encodes 816 amino acids. NCBI's taxonomy places the organism in Eukaryota, Metazoa, Chordata, Actinopteri, Anguilliformes, Anguillidae. Gene Ontology annotation, molecular function: zinc ion binding; ubiquitin protein ligase activity; protein binding. The transcript has 4 exons. Gene Ontology annotation, biological process: protein polyubiquitination; proteasome-mediated ubiquitin-dependent protein catabolic process. The record is from RefSeq and is a predicted model, not a curated record.